AUGAAACCACCAUCAACUUAUUGUAAAAUAAAUGAAUAUGAUCCUGAUGUAAUGUACAGACUUUCUGCAAAAGAAAUUAAUAUUGGAAAUUAUAAAAUAGGUGGAGAGGAUAGAGUAAUUGAAUAUCUUGAACAUUUGGCAAAAGUUUAUUCUAAAGAAGAUGAAAGAAAAAAAAUUUUUCAAGACAUGAUGUGUGACCUUCUUGGAUAUGAGAUGCAACCACUUUCAGUUACAGAAGCAAAAAAUGAACUUGGAAUGAGAGGAGGUGAUCCACACAGACAAGCUUGUGGCUCUUAUGGAAAAUAUAUUCCAAUAGUGUCAGACUGUGAGAAAUAUCUUAAUCCUUAUUUCCUUUUGCAUCUUGCUGGACUAUGGCUUGGAAUCUCUAGUGCUGUUUUCAGAAAAGAAAUUAUAAUUGAGUCUCUUACUUCCAUGAUACCUUUGGUACCUAUUCUAUGCUGUCAAGAUCAUCUUAUAAAUAUUCUUGUCAUAUUUGAUGCAUUAAAAGUUGGGUUAGCUGAAUUAAAAACUUAUUAUGAUUCAGUACAACCAGACCAAUUGAAUAUUGAAUGA
Molecule: messenger RNA, 573 nt
Organism: Funneliformis caledonium
Lineage: Eukaryota; Fungi; Glomeromycota; Glomeromycetes; Glomerales; Glomeraceae
Source: the annotation of a GenBank genome assembly